UGUAGAGUAAGAAGACAAGCAGAGUUAUCGGGCUAAGGAACCGUCCUGUGUCAAUGUCAGAUGAAAAUGGGUAUUCAAGGCAGCAUUUACGUUAUUCUUUUUAUUUUUGGCCUUGAUUUUCAUGGAAAGGAUGGAUAAGGGUACACGAGAAUACUUAACUUGAUUGGUUUUGCAAAGUGUAGGUUGAUGAAGACAUGAAGAAUCGUUUCUGGACGACCGUCGGCUAUGACGUAACCCAAGACAGGGGAGAGCCCACCAGAGAGAGACCUUUGGAUAAAGGAGUCGUCGACACUUCUGCCAAGGAUGGAAGCAGUUUGUUGCAGAGACUCAGUAACCAUGGCCUCAGAGUUGCUGAAGACCACAGGAGGAACCUCUACACAGUAGAAUGUGAUGCAGUGGUUGUUGGUUCGGGUUGCGGUGGCAGCGUCGCCGCGGCCUUGUUAGCAAAGUCCGGCUACAAAGUGGUGGUCAUGGAGAAGGGAGGUUACUUCUGGGUUGAUUGACUACUCAUUGUUAGAAGGUCCCU
This is a messenger RNA of Nymphaea colorata (pocket water lily), 526 nucleotides long. RefSeq names its product long-chain-alcohol oxidase FAO1-like. The record is from RefSeq and is a predicted model, not a curated record. NCBI's taxonomy places the organism in Eukaryota, Viridiplantae, Streptophyta, Magnoliopsida, Nymphaeales, Nymphaeaceae. The coding region runs from base 195 to 503 and encodes 102 amino acids. The transcript has a single exon.